This is a messenger RNA of Tachysurus fulvidraco (yellow catfish), 1050 nucleotides long. RefSeq names its product interferon-induced very large GTPase 1-like. NCBI's taxonomy places the organism in Eukaryota, Metazoa, Chordata, Actinopteri, Siluriformes, Bagridae. Bases 1 to 636 code for a protein of 211 amino acids. The transcript has a single exon. The record is from RefSeq and is a predicted model, not a curated record.
AUGAGGCAUGUCAUAGCAAUACCCAUGAGCACAGUGGACAGUGUACUCUUUCAGAACACAAGCUGUUGUGAUCCAUUUAUCAAAAGUCUCUGUGAAUGUAUUGAUGACCUGAAACAGCAAAUAUCAAAGGAGAUCUCAGAGUCAACUGAUAUCAAAGAGACACUGAAAAAUGUGUCAGUAAAACCCCAGGAUGAGCUUUUCAAGAGGGUGUUUGGAUGUGGAGUGCAGUGUCCAAUUUGCAAAACACCAUGUGAAGCAGGAGGGAAGGAACAUCAGCUACACCAUGCAGCUGUGCACAGACCACAAGGCAUUGGCAUGUACAGAAAUAGAAAGACUAAUAUCCUUUGUGAAGAGAUCUGCACAUCUAGUGUUCAUGCCAAUGGAACAUUUCUAAAUCAUGACACAAAUUUCCAACCUCAUCCCUACAAAGACUACCAGAAAUAUUACCCAGACUGGCAUAUUGCACCUGACAUGUCAAUAGAAGCCUCAGAUUACUGGAAAUAUGUGCUGGUGACAUUCAAUAAAGAAUUUGCUGAAAGGUAUAUAGCAUUGCCAGCUGUUUAUCCAGAUGUGUGGAAUCAAAUCAAUAAAGAUCAGGCUUUUAAUAGUCUGAAGCUCAUGUUUAAUAUUAAAUAAUGAUAAACUGCCAAAAUUUCACUGCAAACAUAUUGAAAUUGGUGACGAAGACAAAGUCCAUCACUCAAAGUUUUAUCACUUAUGUUAUUGCUCAGGUGACACAGAAACUGGAGCAAUAGUUAUGCCUGAAUCAAUGUUAUUAGGAUUAUUAUAUUGGGGGAUUUAAACAGUUUCUAAUAAACAUUAUAUCUGUAUGCCUUAUGAUUUUUUUAUGGUUUUAGAUGGUUGGAUUAUUUAGAUGGUUGGAUUAUUUCUUUGACUGAUGUUAAUUCAAAUGUUUACUUUGUUAUACUGUACAUGUUACGGUUAUAGUUAGUAAUUAUUUUCUGAAAUUUAGUUGAAUGUAUUAUUAUUGUAUGAACAUACUGUAUGAACAUAGGAGUAUGUUAAUGAUAAAUUGUGAUUUAUAAAUAA